Penicillium taxi is the source of this 3573-nucleotide messenger RNA. Its product is annotated as putative checkpoint protein kinase (SldA). Bases 1 to 3573 code for a protein of 1190 amino acids. The transcript has 3 exons. Lineage: Eukaryota; Fungi; Ascomycota; Eurotiomycetes; Eurotiales; Aspergillaceae. The record is from RefSeq and is a predicted model, not a curated record. Gene Ontology annotation, molecular function: protein kinase activity; ATP binding. Gene Ontology annotation, biological process: protein phosphorylation; meiotic sister chromatid cohesion, centromeric; mitotic spindle assembly checkpoint signaling.
AUGGCGGCCUCCGAGGAUUUGAUCGAUUUCGAUAUCAUCGAGGCCCAGAAAGAAAAUGUUCAAUCACUUCCAGGCGGCAGAUCUGCCAGAGAACUAGCCCGUAUUUUCUCAGCUGGGAGCAACAGUUCAAAAAUUCCAACGCCAACACCAAAUGACACUCGAACGAUCAAUGACGCAGUUCGAGAAGAAUACGAGAGUGAAUUGCAAGCGAUUGGAGAAUCUGACGACCCUCUCGAUGUUUACGAUAGAUACGUGAAAUGGACCCUUAAUGCUUACCCCUCCGCCCAGGCGACCACCGAGUCGGGUCUCCUUCCCUUACUCGAGCGUGCAACGAAAUCCUUCUUGUCCUCUUCACACUACAGAAACGAUCCUCGCUAUCUGCGACUGUGGCUUCAUUACAUUAGACUUUUCUCCGAUUCACCCCGCGAGACCUUUGCAUUCAUCUCACGGCAUCACAUUGGCGAGGGGCUGGCCUUGUUUUACGAGGAGUUUGCCUCCUGGCUAGAGCAUUCGGGACGCUGGAAUCAGGCUGACGAAGUAUACAAACUUGGUAUCGAUCGCGAGGCCCGACCAGUAGAACGACUGCUGCGAAAAUAUAGUGAAUUCCAGCAGCGCUACGAGCAACACCCGCAAGACACUGGCCCCUCUUCGCCUGCUUUGCCUGCUGUUCGUCCUGCUCUGGCUGCUAAGAUCAACCCUUUUGCCGCCCCAGAUGACUCACAGCCCACGCCUCAAGCGAUGGCCGCGCCAAAAACAAAAUCCGGAAAGCCUAAGAUGGCUAUCUUCUCCGAUGCUGACGCAACAAGCCAGCCCGCUACUAGUGACACGCCAACUAAGGGUUGGGAUAACAUUGGAUCUAUGCAGGAUCGCAAAAAGGAAAACACAAUGGAGGCAAAGCCCUGGGCAGGGGAAACAUUGAAGGCUGGGAAGAAAACUAAGCCAAAAGAAAAAAUGGCUAUUUUCAGGGACAAGUCCAAUCCAAAUCUACCUUUUGAAGAGCCAAUUGCUCCUAGGCACGUUCCAGAACAUCACGUAAGGGAAGCGGUUAACCCACGAACAGGUCGGCGAGAGCGAGUUUUCGUCGACUUGGAAUCAGUAUACCCCGACCAUAAUGACCCGACACACGAAGUUAGCUUUGAGGAGCUAAGGGCUAUGAAGCGUGGGUGGAUGGGCAAGAGCUGGAAGGGCCAAAUGGAUCCUUUACAAGAAACCUCCGGAAAUUUUAGCGUUGAUGGUCGUCCUACUGUCUUCAGGGAUCCCAGUCCAGGGAAUGAUAUACAUGAACAAGUGGAGCAGAAGUUAACGAUCAGCGAUUCAUAUUCUCGGCAGGGCGGCGCCAUUGCAAGCAAAUCUGCAAAGCCAAGGAAAUCGAAAGCUCAUGGAGACUCACAGACACAAACGAUCAAAAUGAAGUUUAACUCGCCGACGGCUCACUCGAAGGUUCGACGGAAGAGUACCCGAGAACCGACGAUGACCAUGCAUACUCGCGCUGCCACGGAUGAAAUCUACGAUCUAUUCAACCAACCAUUGAAAGCUGAGACUGAGGAUACCGCUGAUAGCUUGUUUGGCAGCGACUUCGAGGACGACGACUGUGCUAGCACUGGAGAUAGCACGUGCACGGGCCACAUAUCUGCGGCAUCAAGCGACUUUGGCGACGAGGAUACAAAAGCAUUUGACAAAACCUUCGAUGAUACAGAAUAUGCCGACACUACCCGGGCAGAAAGCGUUGUAGGUGAUGAUUGGACAGAGUUCAGCGCCAGUAGAGAUAUUCCUGGUAUUGGUACGCCAACGAUACAUUCAAUCGGGAGUGAAAUAGAUGCGGAAGGAGAUUCUCGAAAUGGCACCCCAGAAAGAGAUCGUUUUGUACCUGAAAUGCCUGAAGACUACGCUGCACCUUACGGCACAUACAGAGAUCCCGCGGUCAUGGCUCAAAAUCGACUGCCUUUCAUGACGCCCAUCGUCGAGCGAACUGAAUCUUCCAUUUCACUUACCGCCGCUCGAAGUCUUUACAACGCAAAGACGCCAUCCAAGCCAAAGUCACCAUCUGACAUGCCUCAGAUGGGGGAUCUUCUAUGCAGUCCAUCAAAUAGUGCAACGCCAUACCAUGGGGACUACACUGCUGCAUCUGGAAUAGAUGUUCCUUUCAGCCCUACUGCUUUUAAGGCGCUGGCACCGAAGAUGCGACGACGAGAAGUGAUAAUUAAAGAUUCACAAUGCAACCCAACUGACAAAAUCAUUCGCAACACGAUUCUCAAUUCUUUAGAACCCCCACUUGCGGCGUAUUCUGGAUAUCAUGGCCACGUCAGGGAUAGCAAUUUCACAUCCAUGAUUCAAAAGUUUGUCAAGGCUCACAAACGGCGAUCUAAGUGUCCUGAUGACGAGGAUUACGACGCUCCAAUUCUUGAAUUCCCCGGGGCCGAACGAAGCUAUAUCAUCCGUCGCGAGCUUGGAGCAGGCGCAUAUGCUCCGGUCUAUCUAGCCGAAAGCGUCGACAGUCUCGAGUCCUUCGACUCUGAUUCCGACAAAGAAAACUCUUUCCCAAAUAAAUUCAGAAAUCCUAGCCCCUACGGCGAUUCCCGGCAUCCGCUUGAAGCUGUCAAGGUGGAGAAUGGACCUUCAAGCGCAUGGGAAUUCUACAUGAUCCGCACUGCGCAUGAACGUCUACAAAAUACGCCCGGAUACCCUCGUGCCGGCGAGAGUAUUGUUCGCGCACAUGAGCUGCACGUGCACCAACGAGAAAGUUUCCUGGUGGAAGACUAUCGUGGACAGGGCACUCUCCUCGAUCUCGUCAACCUUGUCCGCAAUGAGACCAACCAUAACGGCGAGGGCGGUCUUGAAGAAAGCUUAGCGAUGUUCUUCUCCAUCGAACUUCUCCGCACUAUUGAAGCCCUCCACGCCAAUGGCAUCCUUCACGGCGACAUCAAAGCUGACAACUGUCUUGUACGCCUCGAUGAGCCAAGCCCAUAUGCAUCCCCCGUGAUGGAUCUAGACCUGAACGAGCAGCCAGGCAUGCGUGACACCCCAUCCUAUUCACCAAACGGACACUACGACUGGUGCAGCAAGGGUAUAUCCCUAAUCGACUUUGGUCGCGGAAUAGACAUGCAAGCCUUCUCGCCUUCUGUGCAAUUCAUCGCAGAUUGGGAAGUAGGCACACACGAGUGCAACGAGAUCCGUGAGAUGCGCCCCUGGACCCACCAGAUCGACCUAUACGGUAUCGCCGGCACAAUCCACGUCCUCCUAUUCGGCAAAUACAUCGAGUCUACGCCCGUCCCCGGCGUCAAGCACACCUAUCGCAUUCGCGAAUCCCUGAAACGCUACUGGGACCGCGAGCUAUGGUCCGAGGUCUUCGAUCUACUUCUGAACCCUGGUGCAGAGCGCUGGGUGCAGAUGGAAUCUACAGAUCCAGACCAACCUUACACUGCAUCCCUUCCAGUUCUCCAGUCAAUGCGAUACAUCCGUCGCCAGAUGGAAGAUUGGCUCGUUGUCAAUGCCGAGAAGAAGGGUCUUGCUUUGCAGCUUCGCAAGAUUGAGGCACAUCUUGCUGAGCGGAGGAAGAAAUUAGAACGACAUUGA